AUGGUGCUCCCCUUCGGCUACUCUGAGAUCAUCCUCGCAGCAAUCUGCUACUACUGUCUCUCUGUUUUCCGGCAACGGCACGCGAUGAUAUUUGAGUGGCCGUUGGUAGGGAUGCUUCCAGCACUGCUCCGUCGUGUCAGCAGGAUCCACGACCUGUGUAUCCAUGUUCUCAGCCGCACCGGCGGCACUUUCUUGGUCAAAGGUCCAAGGUUCCUUCACAUGGACAUGUUGGGCACCGUUGAUCCCGCCGAUAUCCACCACAUCAUGAGCUCCAACUUCUUGAAUUUCCCAAAAGGCGAAGAGUUUAAAGAGAUUUUUGAACUUCUUGGAGAUGGGAUUUUCAAUUCCGAUUACGAGUUGUGGAAGAGCCACCGGAAACUUAUCAAUGCUUUGAUUAGCAAUAUGAAUUUUCUACGAUUCAUUGCUAAGAUGAACAGGGAGAAAGUUGCUAAAGGCUUGAUUCCGGUUCUUGACUAUGUGGCGUCAACAGGGGUUGUGGUCGACAUCCAAGAUGUGUUUCAAAGACUAACCUUUGACACUACUUGCAUGUUCGUAACUGGAUACGACCCUGGUUGCUUAUCUGUUGAUUUCAAAGAUGUGCCAUUCUCGAGAGCCAUGGAUGAAGCUGAAGAAGCAAUCUUCUCACGUCACAUCCUUCCAAAAAACGUGUGGAAGCUACAAAGGUGGUUGGGGAUUGGGAAGGAGAAGAAACUGAAGGAGGCACGGGAAACCUUAGAUGAUGUGAUAAGAGGUCUCAUUUCAAGAAAAAGGAAAGACUUGAGGGAAGGAAUCGUGUCAAAAGAUGACUCAAAGGGUAUCGACAUAUUGACUUCAUUGAUAACGUGCGAGCCUGAAUGCUUCGGGAGGGACACAACAAGCUCAUCCCUAACAUGGUUCCUUUGGCUCGUUAUCACCCACCCAAACGUCGAGAAAAAGAUUCGAGAGGAGAUAAAUGCGAAUAUUAUCCCAACUUCUGAAAUGGAAAGUUUUAAACUUUUUGAAACAGAGGAAACUAACAAGUUGGUUUAUCUACAUGCGGCGUUUUGCGAAGCCUUAAGGCUAUACCCGCCUGUUCCAUUUCAGCACAAGGCUCCGGUUCAACCUGAUGUUCUUCCUAGUGGCCAUCGUGUCUAUCCCAAUAUGAAGAUUAUGUUUUCUUUGUAUGCAAUGGGGAGAAUGAAAACCAUUUGGGGGGACGAUAGCUGGGAGUUCAAACCGGAGAGAUGGAUCUCCGACAAGCAGAUGAUAAGGCAUGAGCCGUCGUACAAAUUCUUGUCGUUCAACGCUGGCCCAAGGACUUGCAUCGGGAAACAUGUUGCAUUCACUCAAAUAAAGGCUGUAGGUGCGACCAUUUUGCACAAUUACGAGUUCGAAAUGGAGGAAGGUCACGUAGUGGCUCCUAAUGUUUCAGUCAUUCUUUACAUGAAACAUGGACUCAAGGUUAGGGUCGCAUGUAGAUGGGGUUGACGUCGUGGAAAUAAUAAUGAUAAUAAUAAGAAUAAUACCACCGUGUCAAAAAAUGAGUAAAAGAACAUAUGGUGUUUUCCUUAGUAUUUUUGGAAAAAAUGUGGCUUUUAUUAUAAAGAUUGAAAUAAGUUGGUUUAAAAACUCAACCGGAGAUAGUUUAUAUGAUUUUAUGGUUUGGUGAGUAUAAAAGUGUGCAACCCCUAGAAGGUUUUAUAUGUACCAUGUAUAUCAUAGUAGU
Lactuca saligna is the source of this 1705-nucleotide messenger RNA. The record is from the annotation of a GenBank genome assembly. Lineage: Eukaryota; Viridiplantae; Streptophyta; Magnoliopsida; Asterales; Asteraceae.